Molecule: messenger RNA, 345 nt
Organism: Gaeumannomyces tritici R3-111a-1
Lineage: Eukaryota; Fungi; Ascomycota; Sordariomycetes; Magnaporthales; Magnaporthaceae
Exons: 1
Source: RefSeq, a predicted model, not a curated record
CGCGUUAAAGCCCACUCAUGCCUUCACAUCUCACCAAACGCGACCGAGCACGACAACCAUUCCCUCCACCACACUAUUCGUCCACCACAUUGUUUGUCCACCACAUUGUAUCUACCACACUGUUCGUCCACUACAUUGUUCGUCCAUUACACUGUUCGUCCACCACACUAUUCGUUUACCAUACUAUUCGUUUAUUACACUAUUCGUCCACUACAUUAUUCGUUCAUUACAUUGUUCCUUUACCACACCAUUCCCACCAUGUUUGAGGCCGGGAAUGACCGCGCGGGCUUUCCCCCAGCAGAUGUUGAUAAAAUGAUCGCCGGGUGUCGGGAUUUUACGACAUAA